Molecule: messenger RNA, 2753 nt
Organism: Anopheles stephensi (Asian malaria mosquito)
Lineage: Eukaryota; Metazoa; Arthropoda; Insecta; Diptera; Culicidae
Gene: PIG-B
Product: GPI mannosyltransferase 3
Exons: 3
Coding region: 587-2185 (532 amino acids)
Biological process (GO): GPI anchor biosynthetic process
Cellular component (GO): endoplasmic reticulum membrane
Molecular function (GO): alpha-1,2-mannosyltransferase activity
Source: RefSeq, a predicted model, not a curated record
AUUAAACCAGCAAUAAUUGAUUGCAUCAAAUCACACACGAGCACGACGGCAGCACCGUUUUCAAGCCAACCAACCGCCAUUUCGUUUUCUUUUUCCUCACGCUCAACGGUUACGUCAUCACCGCACGCGAGGAAGCAAAACAAAACGUCACGCACCGCAGCGGCGAAGCGAGUGAGCAGUUUAUUUUUGGGUCGCGUCCGCCAUACGCGUAUAUCGGGCGACGGGCCGCAAGUGCGUUUGGGGUGGCGAUAGUGCUACUUUCACUAAAAAGCAGUGAGCGUGUGUGAGUGUUCUGGCUGGCCCUUUUCGAAGCGCACCUUCCAAUCAAGCACGUGUACCGUUCGAAGGUAUCGAAGAAAAACAAUAGCAAACAAUCGUUAAACCGGUAGUUUGACCGUGAACACGCUACACGCAACCGACAUACACACGUACACGGUACGUGCGUGCGAAGCAGUGUGCGUGCGCGCGUUGUUCGCCUGCUUCGCCGUGUCGUGUAGGGGGUGAAGCGCGUGUUCACCGAAACCUCCCUUAGCGGAGGUCCUAGUCGAAAGAAGUUUCCCAUCACGAGCGCACCAUCGUCGCGGUCAUGUUUGCGGCAGUGUGGAACAGAACGUUUUGGUUUUUCGUUGCGGUACGCGUUGCGUCAGUAUUUCUCGUGGCGAGCUGGUUCGUUCCCGAUGAGUACUGGCAAAGCCUUGAGGUGGCCCAUCGUCUUGCUUUCGGCUAUGGCCACCUGACCUGGGAAUGGACGGCCGGCAUAAGAAGUUACGUGUAUCCGGCCGCCUUUGCCGGCCUGUACAAACUGUUGGCGCUCUGUGGAUUGGACACGGUGGAAGCGUUAACACUCGUACCCAGGCUUCUUCAGGCACUCGUUAGCGCGUACGCCGACUAUCGCUUCCACGCGUGGUGCAACCGUACCAAAUGGUCCGCGUUUCUGGUUGCGUCUUCCUGGUGCUGGUUCUACGUAGGAUCGCGCACGUUGGCCAACACGCUGGAAACGUCACUGACCAUGAUCGCGCUCAGCUACUUCCCCUGGGCGUCCGAAUGUACGAGCUUCCUGUGGCCGGUAGCAUUUUCGUUCUUCGUCCGACCGACCUCCGUCAUCCCGUGGGUACCGCUGUGCCUGUACCACAUCAAAAAGUCAACCCACCCUACCUGGGAGCUACUGCUCAAGCGCUAUCUGCUCAUCGGUGUACUGACGGGUGCGGUGUGCGUCGGCGUCGAUAGCUACUUCCACGGGUCAGUCGUCUUUACGUGCUACGAGUUCCUGAAGUAUAAUGUGCUGCAGGGCGUGGGAAGCUUCUACGGAGAGCAUCCAUGGUACUGGUAUCUGUAUGCCGGACUGCCGACCGUGCUCGGCAUCUGUGUGCUGCCGUUCGCGCUCGCUGCGUACGACACCGUGCGCCACUGGCAGGUGUACAAGGAGCGGGCCAUCCUGCUGCUGUCGGUGUGCUUCACCGUGCUGGUGUACUCGCUAUUGGCACACAAAGAGUUCCGCUUCCUGCUGCCAGUGUUACCGAUGUGUUUGUACAUUACGGCCGAUUAUCUUGCCCGCUGGAGCCGUAAAGCUUCGAGUAAAAUGCUUUGGCUGACUGCGUUACUCAUUGUGGCAGUGAACGGACUGAUGGCAGGCUACACGGCACUGGUGCACCAGCGGGGCACGCUGGACGUGAUGCCGUAUCUGGCCACCACCGCCAAAGACUACCGGGACGAGUUUAACAAUCCGGCCAAAAUUUUCUUCCUAAUGCCCUGCCACUCGACACCGUUCUACAGCCACGUACACCAGAACGUAACGCUGCGCUUUCUGCACUGCGAACCGAACCUAACCGACCAGCCCAACUAUCGCGACGAGGCGGACCAGUUCUACGCGAACCCGAUGAGCUGGAUACGCAAAAAUCUACCCGUCCACCCGAUCAGCGCUUUACCGACGCACGUGGUAGCGUUCGACGUGCUGGAACCGGAAAUUAAAGAUUUCCUAUCGAUUUACCAGGAGAAAGCAUCCUUCUUCCACACCGACUAUCCGGCCGGCCGUGUUGGCGGGAGCGUGAAGGUUUACGAGCGGUUCGAUCGGAAUGCUGCGGCUGCUGGUGGUGGCGGUGGUAGUAGCAGUAGUGGCGGCACUCCCACGACGACUAGUGCUCCACCUUCCGGGGAGGACGACUACGAUCCAGAGUACAAUGCGUAAAGUGUACCAGCCGCACGCACAAUCAGCAAUUGAACAAAACGUAGGGUUUCCUUUUCUUUUAAAUUACCUUAUCAAAAUUUUGUCAUCCACAUUCAUUUGCAGUGUUUCGUUAGAUAUCAAAAUUUUACUUUGAGUAGUUAUUUAAAGUGCUCUAGGGUAGGUGUGUAGGUGGUAUGGCAAAGUACAAAAUCCGUACUUUAAUUUUACUUUAAUUCCUCUGCAAUGUUUGCGACUUUGUGUAAUACUUAGCAUGUAAGGGAAGCCGUAGCUUCUUCGUCUACCUUCUGGUACGUUUGUUUGUUUGGUCUGCAUUUUUUGUUCCGGAAAUGAUUUCAUGAGCUUCUUGCCACCCCCCACGGCCCCCGCCGUAGCGUAGUGAAAGGGAGAGAUAGAGUGUUUACCUGUUUUUGACCACACUGCCACCGUCACGUUUUACGAGUGAACCAUCAUUUUACCUCCGAUCAGGCGGCAGCGGGUGAUGUGUUGCUGUCGCCACUAACGAUAACAUAUUUACUAAGGGAUUGUUGUGCAAAACUAAAUAAAGGUCCAUUUUCUAACUAAAGAAAAA